Amblyraja radiata (thorny skate) is the source of this 2393-nucleotide messenger RNA. It is a transcript of the gene clip3, whose product is annotated as CAP-GLY domain containing linker protein 3. Gene Ontology annotation, cellular component: cell cortex; microtubule plus-end; nucleus. The record is from RefSeq and is a predicted model, not a curated record. NCBI's taxonomy places the organism in Eukaryota, Metazoa, Chordata, Chondrichthyes, Rajiformes, Rajidae. Bases 160 to 1782 code for a protein of 540 amino acids. Gene Ontology annotation, molecular function: microtubule plus-end binding. Gene Ontology annotation, biological process: cytoplasmic microtubule organization. The transcript has 14 exons.
GAAUGAAUGAACGAGUCUUGUGGUCCAGACCGAACCGAGAUGGUCUGACGCAGGCGAUGACAGAGCAGCCACAUCUUGGGAGAGAGAGUAGGUGGAGACACUGAAGGACUUGUAACCAACGCAGAACAGCACAGAGCGAGGCGAGGUACAGCUGUAACCAUGACCAAGGAGAAUGUUCUAGACGUGGCCUCUGAGGAGGGUCCUCUCGAGCAGCAGGAGAUGCUGCCCACUGGCUUCCACAGCCCCCUCCCCGAACGCCGCAAGAAGCCCUUCGUUCACCACUCGGCCCCUGCACCCCUGCCCAAGGAUUACGCUUUCACCUUCUUUGACCCGAACGACCCCGCCUGCCAGGAAAUCCUCUUCGACCCUCAGACCACCGUGUCCGAGCUCUUUGCCAUCAUCCGACAGUGGGUCCCUCAAGUACAACACAAGAUCGACACUAUCGGCAAUGAGAUUCUGAAGCGAGGUUGCCACGUGAACGAUCGCGACGGGCUGACGGACAUGACACUGUUGCAUUACACCUGCAAGGCUGGGGCCCACGGAGUGGGGGACCCAGCGGCGGCGGCUCGACUCUGCAACCAGCUCAUCGCUCUGGGGGCCGACGUCGGGCUCCGCAGCAGAUGGACCAACAUGAACGCCCUGCACUACGCGGCGUACUUCGACGUGCCGGAGAUUACACGCAUCUUGCUCAAGGCUCACAAACCCAAAGUGCUCAACUCGACCUGCAGCGACUUCAACCACGGGACUGCUCUGCACAUCGCAGCCUCCAACCUCUGCCUGGGGGCCGUUAAGUGUCUGCUGGAGCACGGGGCCAACCCAGCCCUCCGCAACCGGAAGGGGCAAGUUCCCGCUGAUGUGGUGCCAGACCCGAUGGACAUGAGCCUGGACAAGGCGGAGGCUGCCAUGGUGGCCAAGGAGCUGAAGCAGCUGCUGCUGGACGCGGUGCCCCUCAGUUGCAACCUGCCCAAGGUCACCCUGCCCAACUACGACAACAUCCCCGGCAACCUGAUGCUCACCUCCCUGGGCCUCAAGCUGGGCGAGCGAGUCCUCAUGGACGGAGAGAAGGCCGGGACCCUGCGCUUCUGCGGCACCACCGAGUUUGCCAGCGGCCAGUGGAUUGGCGUCGAGCUGGACGAGCCCGAGGGCAAGAACGACGGGAGUGUCGGAGGCGUCAGCUACUUUAUUUGCCCUCCCAAGCACGGUUACUUCUCCUCGGUGUCCAAAAUCAGCAAAAUUCUUGACCCGACCCCUUCUUCCGUGACAUCGACGCCCAAAACGCCCAGGAUGGACUUUGCACGGAUGACCGGGAAAGCUAAAAAAGACAAGAAAGCCUUGCGAAGGAAGUCUCUGUCGGUGGGAAGUCUGGACCGAGAGGGCCUGAAGAUCGAGAUUGGGGACCAGGUCCUGGUGGCGGGCCAGAAGCCGGGAGUCAUUCGGUAUUACGGCAAGACGGACUUUGCCCCAGGGUACUGGUACGGGAUUGAGCUGGACAAGGCAACCGGGAAACACGAUGGUUCGGUGUUCGGAGUCCGAUAUUACAACUGCCUACCGAAGUAUGGCGUGUUUGCCCCUCCCUCCAGAGUGCAGAGGAUUGGAGGUCCCAAGACUCCUACAGGCGAUGGCAGCAUCAGUAAAAAAAUUCACCAGGUUACAAUGACACAGCCCAAGCGCAACCUGGCGGCGGUGAGGACCCCCAAAGACAUCGCGUCAGAGAGCUCCUUAUCCAGAUUACUUUUCUGUUGUUGGUUUCCAUGGAUGUUGAGGGCAGAAAUGCAGUCGUAAAAAAGCAAAAGAAGCCCCCGUCACCCUUCCCCUCCGACUCUCGCUUCUCGACCUCUCUUCUCUAUUCUGCUUUGGAAACAAGACUGCUGAUAACAUUCCUCGAUACUAGUUCACCCCGAUACAAUCAUAGUUGAUGCUAGUGCCUUGGUCCUGAUGAAACAUCCCCCAAUCACUCCCCCCCCCCCCCUCCUCUCCCCCCUACCCCCAUUCCACAGUAGUUUCAGUAGACGUACCUCUUCAUUUGAUACACUAACUCAAAGAUAUAUAUAUAUUAUAUUCACAAACAUGACUCCGGUUUAUGAUUGCUGUUUAACAUUUGACUGACAAAAUACUGAUGGUGCAAUUGAGUGUCACAAUUAUGGUGUGUACCGUAUAUCCCAGAGUAUAUGUACUCCCUCAAUUUUACAUUUGAGUUCCGAUCCCAUUGACCCAUCAAAUGUUUAGCCAUGUUAAGGAACGCUGGUUCGAAGGCCGGUCGGAUUCUAAGAGCGGCAACCGAUCGAUGGAUUCACUCGAUGCCAGACGGAAUCAAAUAGAUUAAGAAAAAAAGCUGUUUAUUAUGUAAAAGUUUCAAAAAAGCAAAAAUAAAAGUUGGGAAUAGUUCACGUAUG